Messenger RNA from Marchantia polymorpha subsp. ruderalis, 2143 nucleotides. Lineage: Eukaryota; Viridiplantae; Streptophyta; Marchantiopsida; Marchantiales; Marchantiaceae. The record is from the annotation of a GenBank genome assembly.
UGCUUUCGAAUUCCAUGGCUUGCGGCCUCGCUCAUGGCGCCAUAUAUGUGCACGAGAAGGACCGAUUCCGAAAAGUUCACUUAUCGAAAUAAACUCUCGAAUUUUUCUGGAAUUCUGAUUUUGUCUGGAAUUCUGUGAUGCUGAGGUUCUAAACACCGAUCGACCUACGCUGUUGAUGAAGAAGCAAGUAUUCAUCCGUCGGUGGGAGGCUCACAGACUGCAGUUCUGAUGGCGUAUAAGAGCCGCGAGGAGGAAGAAAGGGCGGAAGUGGAGAUCUGGAGUCAGCUUGACGUAGAUGGUAGACUCUUGGGAAUGAUCCUGGCUCGCCUGCCCGUGCCAAAGUUGCUCCAGUUUAGGACAGUUUGCAAAGACUGGAAAUGUCUCAUUGAUUCUUCGUAUUUUUCUGAGAUUAGACGCCAGGUUCCGAGUUGCGUGAAGGUAAAUUUUCUGGUCUUGGAACUUCGUUAUCCUCAGGGUUAUGUCGAUCAAUUUGAUCGCCUCCCCAUUUGUCCUCAAUACUGUGCAGUCAAUAUAAACUGUAAAAACUUGCGCAUGUAUAACCCUGUUCUCGAUACUUGGUACACAGGUCCGUCUUCGUUCCUCACAUCCACAGGGCAUAAACUCUAUUUACAAUCAUAUCAUAAGGAUUAUCAACUGUUGUACGUCGUAUUAGAAAAUGAACGAGAGGGAUCCGGUCUCUUGGUGUGCAGACCAACCUCAGGCUCUAUAUCAGAGAGAUCUUUGAACUCUGAUCGCUUGAUUGCUAUGCCAAGAUUAUUAGGGCUACUAUCAUUAGUGGUGGACGAGGAAACCUCCAGCUUCAGGUUGAUCUCUGUAGCGUUACAUUGCAGUGAGAUUGCAUGCCCUUGCAAGGAAACCCUGUGCUGUCACACUGAAAUCCUUGAUUCUGAAUCUAACGAGUGGAAAGCAGGACCUUGUUUCAAUACAAACUUGAAGGUAAUACCUGCUGAACAGCUUAUCGCGAUCCCCACUGUAAUUGGCCACUGCGUUUACUACUUUCUGGGUUGCCGCCGCCUUGAAGAACGGAUUUACAGUCCUGAUUCACCUGCAGAAAUUGAGGACCUCGAUUGUUCUGCCGUGUGGAAUGAGUUUCACAUCUCAUUUGACUGGAAGAAGAGUUCUUGGACUAAAGUUGCGGGUAAUCUGCCUCAUGGAUUGUCAACUCAUUUCGGCGUCAUCACUUUCGAACGAAAUGGAUCAAUCGUACUUGCGGACCUUACCCGCACUGAUGAUUCUGCCUGGAAAGAGUCUCUAGGAUUGAAACUUAGACUCAAUUCCUGGAAUCCUUCAGUCAACCCUGACUCUAUCACUUGGACAGAGAUUCCAGUGUCUGUGCUUCCCAAAGACGAAGACUUUCAAGAGCUCUUUUCUGAUCAGGAAGGAAUCAGUUAUGCAGGUUGUUGGCGUGGGCACGAAGACCAUCUCAUUUUCUUCUCUGGGGUUUUGUGGUCUCAUCGGGCUUUGGUGUACAAUAUAACAAAAUUCUUGGAGACAGUUCGCGCGUAAUCUGCCGCAUGGAUUGACAACAUGUCACAACAUCAAUAUUGUCGAACGGAUUGGUUCAAUCGUAAUUGCGGACCUUCCUCGGACUGAUGAUUCUGCCUGGAGAACGUCUCUAGGAUUGAGACCUAGACUAUUUCAACUAGCCCUGACUCCAUCAUCUGGACAGAGAUUCCAGUGUUUGUGCUUCCCAAAGACGAAGACUUUCAAGAGCUCUUUUCUUUUCAGAGUGGAAGUAGUUAUGCAGGAUGUUGGGGUGGGCAAGGACACCUUUUUUUUUCUCUUCUCUGGGUUGUUGUGGUCUUGUCGAGCUUUGGUGUACAAUCUGAUCUGUAGGGAGUGAACAGUUACGGAGAUUGGUCCAAAUAACUCAAGCCCAUCAAGACAGUCCAUUCCAAUGCCGAUGGAAAUAAGCUUGAAAUUUUAGCUUCUGUCUUCAUGUAAAAGCAGUUCUUUCUCACUGUAUAUCCAUGGAAGAGUCUCUGAACAAAACUUUGAAACAUAAACAGAAGUAGGCAGUCCACUUAGCUCUAGUCCUUCGCAUACAUUGACUAAGUUGUGAUUUUUUACUAAUCUACGAUCCAAGACUAAAUUUUGUAGUUUAUGGGCUUGAAAGACAAAA